Messenger RNA from Dichomitus squalens LYAD-421 SS1, 884 nucleotides. RefSeq lists its product as uncharacterized. The coding region runs from base 137 to 754 and encodes 205 amino acids. The transcript has a single exon. NCBI's taxonomy places the organism in Eukaryota, Fungi, Basidiomycota, Agaricomycetes, Polyporales, Polyporaceae. The record is from RefSeq and is a predicted model, not a curated record.
CGCACGUCCGACGCCAUUCGGGAAGCGGUUCCCAGACUCCAAGGGCGUAUCACGCGCCUCCACCUCUCUGUCUAUCGCCGGACGAUCAUCUGCGCCUUACAUCGUGCCGCCUCCUUCUGACCGCCGCUCCUCGAGGAUGAAGGUGUCCAAGACGGCGAUGAUCAAGCAAGGGCAGGAGGAGAACGAUACCACUGCCCUACAACCUGGAGCUGUCGGAUGGUCCUCUCACCCUCAGCCCGUCAAAGUUGCUGGGUGGCACACGGGUUCCUCUAGCGGGCAACACCGAGAGGAGGCACGCAUCAACGACUACCUCAAGGAUCCUGGCUUCAUAGCGUUAUACGAAGCCCUCUGCGCACAAUUCGCCUUCCGCGCUUCUGAGGCCCUCCAGAUCCCGACUCAGGUGGGGGCAGCUGCAGACCACUACUGGACGGUCGACUCCCAGUCCCCAGCCUUGGGUUGCCACGUCGCCGGGGCGGCGUCCAACGGAACGGCGGCCCCGACUGCCCCCACCCUCCCUGUGCCUUCCAGAACGACCGCGUUCGAGCAGACGAACAUGCUAAACGCGGGCUCGGGUCCCUUCCCGGUCCACAACGGCCACAUCCCAAAUACAUGGCUGUGGGACGAGUCAGUGUUCGCGGAUUCAUCUGCGUCGGGAGAGCUUCCCUCGUUUCUCGAAGACGCCUUCUCUACUGGCCCGUCGCAGUGGAUGUCGACCUCCACUUUGGACAAUCCUGAGAACCACGUCUGCUUGUAGCUCUGAAGGGGCGAUUCGGCGUUGUCACGGUGGAGCAUAGGACGGAUCGUCUUGCUAUGUCCGUCCUUCCGCGCGACUCUUCCAUCCUCUCUCGCAUGCAUCCAUUAUCUCCCGCUCCACAUGUUACAUU